Messenger RNA from Eimeria tenella, 885 nucleotides. RefSeq lists its product as uncharacterized. Gene Ontology annotation, molecular function: tRNA dihydrouridine synthase activity. The coding region runs from base 1 to 885 and encodes 294 amino acids. The record is from RefSeq and is a predicted model, not a curated record. The transcript has 2 exons. Lineage: Eukaryota; Apicomplexa; Conoidasida; Eucoccidiorida; Eimeriidae. Gene Ontology annotation, biological process: tRNA dihydrouridine synthesis.
AUGCUGCUGCUGCUGCUGCUGCACUUGGCAGCAGCAGCAGCAGUCGGCAGCAAAUGCACCGAGGGAAGUACCGCUGCUUUCGUUAGCCCCCUGAUGCCCUGCUGCAGCAAACCCUUGACCAGCAGCAGCAGCAGCAGCAGCAAGUGGAGCAGCAGCAGCCCCGUGCGGCGUGUGCUUCGCGGACAUGCACACAGCAGCAGCAGCAACAGCAGCAGCAGCAGAGUGGACACCAAAAGCUGCAUCAGUGGCAAGCUCAGCAGCGACAGCGCCAGGGGCGGCAGCAGCAGCAACAGCAGCAGCAACAGCAGCAGCAAAGUGCCUGGGGACGUGGGCAGUCUUGCUGCUGCUCCUCUUUUUGGGUAUUCUCAUCGCCACUUUCGCUAUUUGCUGCGGCUGCUGUCAGCAGAUUUGCUGCUGUACACAGAAAUGCUGCUGCCAGUGCAGCAGCAGCACCGGCAGUUGCUGCUGCUGCUGCAGCGGCUCCAGCAGCAGCCGCAGCAGCCCGCGCACUCGCUACAAAGGCAGCAGCUGCUGCAGCAGCUGCUGCUGCUGCUGCCCGGCCACGCAGUAGAAGAGAUCAGAGCUGCUGCAGCAGACAGCCGGACGGUGCUGCAGCUUGCUGCUGCUGAUGCUACUGCCGCAGCAGCAGCGGCAACAGCUGCUGCUGCAAUCGCAGCUGACGAGCAGCAGAAACUGCAGCAGCAACAGCAGCUGCUGCUUUUCAACCUCAACUGCGGCUGCCCCAGCAGCAGAGCAGCAGCAGGAGGCUUCGGUUUGCUGCUGCAGCGGCAGCCGCAUAAUGUUGCUGCCAUUGCAACGCAGCAGCAGCAGCAGCUGCUGCUGCUGCUGCUGCAGCAGAGCCGGAUGCAGCAGCAGCAGCUCUAG